CUCUAUACAGUACAUCUACUUGAGUGGUUUUGACAGGUGUUAGUGAUCAAAUCCAUUAUUUUGAAACAUCAAAUGUGCCUGAAGUAAAAUAAUACACUAAGAUACAGUAAAUCAAUAUCAUGUUAGUGAUAAAAGAUCAAUACAGUGGUGCCAGAGUGGUGAAACACGGUGAGGCCUGGGAGGAGGGGGCCAUAGAUGAGUCCCUCCUUCCUCCACCUGGGGGGAGGGGGCCAGAGAUGAGUCACUCCCCACUCCCCUUGAGUCACGUAUUCCUACAACUCUAAGAUGUGAAGGUCAUGUUAAAGUGAUCAAUAUCUCUGUUGUUGCCACUUAAUCCCUGUAACAAUCACAUUUCUUCAUUACUAACAAAUUAUCUUCACAUUCCCACCAAUAUAAUGGAAAUCUAUGAAUAGCAGAAAGGUGCUGCACAUUAAUACCAAAAGACACUGAAAAAAUCAACUGUAGUAAGAAAAUAGAAAAUUCUUCAUACCAGUCAAUAGGCAACUUCACAAACUUGAACGUGAUUGGUCAAAUAAAACUAUACAAAUAAUACGUCAUCCGGUACUUUUCCUCUCGUUCAUGGCAUCAGUAGCAUCAUGGACACGGACUUGAAUGUUGCCUACAUCCGCUACCCUCCCACGACAGCCAACGAGCCCCCAGACGGCCCCUGUCAUGUGUGUGACGAGUAUGGCUCCUGCCACACCUGCAACAGUCAUGCUCACACAUGCUUUAUCAAGCCUGCAGGAGGCCCAAAGGGGACAAAGGAGGAAGACAGAAGUGCACGAGGGGGAGGAAUGAGCCAAUCACAGCAGGACACUACAGCGGCCUCACAGCAUUCUGAAGUGGACAAUGCCAAGGGUGUGGGUGGUAGCAUCUACAAGAUCGAGGAGUCAGAAGUGGGGAGUAAGAUGAGUCUCUCCCAGGACUCCAGCACUGAGAGGGGAAACUGGCAGACCAAGUGGGAUUAUUUCCUCUCUGUCGCAGGGUUCUCCAUCGGCCUCGCCAACGUGUGGAGGUUCCCUUACCUGUGUUACAUGAAUGGCGGAGGUGCAUUCCUGGUGCCUUACCUGCUGGUGUUGGUGGUGGUGGGUCUGCCCCUCUACCUGCUGGAGUCCGCCCUCGGUCAGUUCUCCUCCUGCAGCUGCUUCACCCUUUACGAAGUCUGCCCCAUCUUUAAAGGUGUUGGCUACGCGACGUUUAUCAUGAAUCUGGUGUUCGUGGCGGUGUACAGUGUGGUCAUUGCCUACCCCCUCGUCUUCCUCUACAACUCCUUCAGUACCAAGCUGCCCUGGUCCUCCUGCGGCAACACAUGGAACACCCCAGCCUGCUCCCUCGCAGAGAACCGGAACUCAACGCUCGCUGGAGAUUCUCAACAACUCUCUCCUGCUGAUGAAUUUUUUCAUAACUUCAUCUUGGAGAUCUCAGAUGACAUUACCGAGCUGGACGGCUUCUUGUGGCCAGUUGUGGGAGCUUCCUUCUUCAUCUGGACCUUUGUGUUCCUUACUGUCUUCAAGGGCAUCAAUGUCUUCGGGAAGGUGGUAUGGUUCACGGCGAUCUUUCCCUUCAUCAUGUUGUUUACACUUCUCAUCCGGGGCUUGACACUACCGGGUGCUUGGGACGGCAUCUACUUCUACAUCUGGCCUAACUUUGAGAAGCUGAAGGAACUGAAGGUAUGGGCAGCAGCGGCGGGCCAGAUCUUCUACUCACUAGGGCCUGGCUGGGGGAUCCUAACCACACUGGGUUCCUACAACAAGUUCCAUAACAAGUGCCAGAGAGAUGCCGUAUUGGUGCCUAUCCUAAACUGUGCCACCUCCAUCCUGGCCGGGUUUGUGGUCUUCUCCGUCCUGGGCUUCAUGGCGCACCGAACUGGGACCACCGUAGAGAAAGUUACUUCUGCUGGUCCCGCCCUUGUGUUUAUCACCUACCCAGAGGCGCUCUCCCUCAUGCCCUUCGCUCCUCUCUGGGCCGUCCUCUUCUUCCUCAUGAUCUUCUUCCUCGGCAUCGACUCCAUGAUCGCGCACAUCGAGACAACAACUGUGUCAUUUGUGGACGAGUUUCCUCAGUACCGCCACCGCCGAGGCCUCGUCACCUUCCUUGUGUGUUUCUUCGAUAUGCUCGCCUCCCUCCUCUUCUGCACCAGGGGCGGGAUAUACUGGCUAACGCUGGUGGACUGGUACAGCGCCUCCUACACCCUCAUACUCAACUGCCUCUGUGAGAUCCUCAUCUUUGGCUUAAUAUACGGAGCUGGCAGGACAGUGAGGGACCUGCAGAUCAUGACCACUGAGAAGGUCAGCUACUACUGGUACGUCGUCUGGCUGGCCGCAGCCCCUACCGUCUUACUGCUGAUCUUCAUCAACACGAUGGUGAGCAACGCGCCAGCCAGUUAUCGUGGGGAGGCGUUCCCAGGCUGGGCUCAGGGCAUUGGGUGGCUCACUGCUCUUGUCUCCAUGCUGGCUAUCCCAAUCUACUUCUUCUAUUACCUCACCUGUGCCUCUUCAGGAAGUCUUUCACAGAUCACUAUCUUCAUCCAUGUCGACAGCGUAUGGAGUGCGGGUUGCAGCCAGCAGAGUCAUGGGGCCCUGCAGUGGAGAGCCACAGGGAAGAGUGGGAAACUCUGUGUAAGCAGCAACCUCUCCGUCACCGCCUCCUUCACCCGGACCUCUUCCCAACUUUCCCCAACUACAACCUGACGGAGUCUUCCCGCGCCUUCUCGAAGCCACAGGACCGAGAUUUUUCGCUUAAUAAUUAUUCUUCAAAUAUUACUCAAGUUUAACAAAGAUUUCAGACAGUUUUGAUGACCUUCGGUGUAUAUCAUCGCCUCUGGCUUUUAUAAUUUAUCUAUGAAGUGUGUAUGAUCGUUUGAGAGACUUCUUGUCUAAGGUUACCUGUGUUGUAGCUGAUCCACAACUCAGUAUCUCACCCGAGACGCUUAUUUGAUGUUACUGAUCAUAAUUAUUCUUAGUUUGUAAGAAUGUUUGACAUUUGAAUCCUGGCACCUGACAACUCACACAUGACAACAGUAGCUAGGCCAACAUGUAAUAUCUUAUUUAUGGCGAUUAUUGGUGUCUCAGUCUGCCCUUCAGCUUCUUUAUGGGUCUUCUGUAUCAUCAACUAACACUAAAAAAUAAAUUAAAGAACUGUACAUAGAUCACUUAGAGUCGGAUGGUGAUGGUUGGCCCACUUAGAAUAUGUCUCUUUUUAUCUACAACUUUUACUCUUAAUAUCACUCAUAAAAUUUUAUAUGUUUUCAAAGUUAAUUUAUAUUUUGCUUUGACACCUUCUUCUGCAUGUCAUAGGUGGUGGUAGAGCCUGGGUCACUGUGGCUGUGGUGUGGUGCUGAGCGGCUGUUGUUGUUGACAAAAUCCCGCCAAUCAGUUACCCAGUGGACAAAUCUCACAAAUGUUUUAAUAAAGUAGACAAACUCUCACAAAUUAAUGUCUAUAUUAAGUACAAAUACCUCACUAGGUUAUAUUAGUUUAGGUGAGAUUUUGCUCUGCAUCAUAUACAGAACGGUCUGUGUCCCUGACUCCACCGUACUCAGGGUUGGUCUCGCAGAAAGUAACUACAGCAUUAACAGUAAUAUAUACUUUAACCUUAUUUAUUUUUAAAACAUUCAAAUAACACAAAAUAAAAGAGAUAAUACUGUAUUAAAUUUUCUGAAGAUAAGAAAAAUAUUGUAUGUAGACCCUGUAGUGACGCAGUGGUUCUCAAACUAUGGGUCAUGAUCCAAAAGUGGCGCUGACCCAGCCCUAAGGGAUACCUUGCCCGCUAAAAGGUUAAAUUGCCUUCAUAGUUCGUCUUGUUUUCUUCCCCGAUGGUAAGACAGGUGGGUAGAGGUAAUUGUCGUGCUGUUUUGUUUUUGUGCACAUUAACCAAUCUUCUUUACGUUUCUUUUAUUGUAUUUCUAGCAGUAAUAUUGUAGAAAAAUGUGUAAUGAAAGUUUCUUAUUCUUUGCUUGUGAAAAUGGUAACUCAUGUACUGUAUAUGUUUUCGUUCUGAGGCUGAGACAGUGCUGUGAUGUGCUGUCACUCCCUCAGCUGAGCUCAGGAGUCAGGACAGGAGGUGUUUAGUUACUGUAGGCACCAACCAGUGAAGCCACACACGUUUUUUCUCACUCUGAUUGUCUUGCCCUGUUACCUGUUGUGAGCUGUGCCACACUUACAAAUGCAGGUAUGUUUACUUCAAAGUAGUAAUGUGAUAUAAGGGGCAGGCAGGCUGAGAAUGUUUGUAAAAAAGGGAUGGUGCUGGACUACUGAUACCAAAACACCAGGAGCCAGAAUCACCAAGCGAUCUUAAGUGAAAUCGUAAAUUUCAUGUGAGCAAGUGGUUUUCAGCUUUAGCAGAGGAACAAGUUAAAUCUAAUUCCCGACAGAAUCAUGGCUCCCAUUAGUUUAGUUAGGUUUUUUUAAACAUGCAAAUAUGACAAUAAAUUUGAUUUAACCUUUUUUUAAUCAAUGGGUCGCAAAGUUCCGAGAUAUUCAAAAUUGUGCCACACUCGAAAAAGUUUGAGAACCACUACAUUAAGUAAUGUAGUGUGUUGUGUCAUUAUUUAGAAUAAAUUAAGUGAAAGUGGAAAAAGCACCUUCUCAUGCCAUCUAUUGACAAAUAAAUAAAACAAAUGACUGCCUCCAGCCUUGAUGUUCCUUUACUGUACAACUUAUAAUAGAUGUGAUUCCUAAUAAAGUUCAUUAGUAUUA
Molecule: messenger RNA, 4697 nt
Organism: Homarus americanus (American lobster)
Lineage: Eukaryota; Metazoa; Arthropoda; Malacostraca; Decapoda; Nephropidae
Product: sodium- and chloride-dependent GABA transporter 1-like
Exons: 15
Coding region: 597-2690 (697 amino acids)
Biological process (GO): sodium ion transmembrane transport
Cellular component (GO): membrane
Molecular function (GO): glycine transmembrane transporter activity
Source: RefSeq, a predicted model, not a curated record